AUGGCUUCUUCUUCUUCUAUCUCAUUCUCAUGCGCACCUUCACUCUUCUCCACCAAACCCUUUAAUCGUUCUCCUUCUUCUUCCCCGAGGCUGCUCUCCUCUCGAUUUCUCGGAACCCGUAACUUGAAGCUUCAGAUCCGACCAGCCAGACUCGGACCCUCCAACGGGUCAAGAACCACCUGCUGGUUCAAGUUCGGCAAAAACGGCGUCGAUGCUGAGAGUGCCGGAAUCUAUGGCAGUCAGACUCGCGACGACUUCGACAAAGACGACGUUGAACAGUAUUUCAACUACAUGGGGAUGCUUGCGGUUGAAGGUACCUACUCAAAGAUGGAGGCUCUUCUAAACCUAAACAUUCACCCAGUCGACAUCCUGUUGAUAUUAGCCGCCACAGAAGGUGACAGACCUAAAAUCGAGGAGCUGCUCAGAGCUGGUGCUAAUUACUCGGUCAAAGAUGCUGAUGGAAGAACCGCUCUUGACAGAGCCAGCAGCGAAGAGAUCCGUGACUUGAUCCUUGGCUACUCAGCUCAAAAGGCUUGA
This is a messenger RNA of Thlaspi arvense, 537 nucleotides long. Lineage: Eukaryota; Viridiplantae; Streptophyta; Magnoliopsida; Brassicales; Brassicaceae. The record is from the annotation of a GenBank genome assembly.